UAGCCAACAAGGAAAUAGCGAACCUUGCACUUUAUAACAAAUCAAUCUGGCGUAGACGAGACGCAGUGGUUAUCGCCGUGAACAGGAAACAUUACUUGCACGGACGCUCAAGUCCCAACAUGCCCAGGUACAGCAGGAAGCAGGUGUCCCUUGAAGAUUGGCCCUUCUAAUACAUGAGAAGAAAAAAAAUCAAUGUGUUUUGGAUUUCAAUUCAACACCUUCACACAAAAAAACAAGGUCCUCUGAGAGAAGAGGUGUGAGAUGGAGAGAGAGAAGAAGAAGAAGAGGGAAUGGAGGAGAGGAAGUGGACAAGAGGAAGCGGAGGGUGAGAAUCAAGCCGGUGGGGGAACCAUGGAAAUGGGACAUGAUCCUCUUGGUCAGAUGAGCAAUAAGACUGUCGAUAGAAUAACACACUUUCCCGUAGAUAAGAUGACCCACCAUCUUGGAGAGGAACUGUCACGUAGGGAAGGACAGACCGAGGGAGAAACUGCCCGUGUGUCUGCAGUUAGAAACAAAGAAGAAAGUGGAAUUCAAAUGAGGACGGAGAAGAUGGAGGAAAUUAAUAAAGGACUGAUAGCAGUUACAGACCGAGAUAACGAUGACGACGCCCCUGCCUCCAUCCCUCCUGCUCCCUCCAUCCCUCCUGCUCCCUCCAUCCCUCCUGCUCCCUCCAUCCCUCCUGCUCCCUCCAUCUCUCCUGCUCCCUCCAUCUCUCCUCUCUCCAUCUCCACCCUCUCAUCUCCCUCUCCCUCCUUCCUGGCUCCUCUCUCCUCGUUCUCUCCAGUUCCGUCCCUCACCCCUCCCCUUCCCCCGUCAGUAGAGCUGUGUGCAGUGCUCACCGACACGAGACUGACUCUGGAUGUAUACCAGGGCGGGACUGCUGUGCUACAGGUACUAUGGGUGUCUGUCCCUGGGCAGCUGAGGGGCCUGCAGUACCUCCGACUGGGCUCGGAGGACAGGGGGGCGCUAGAGGGAGCCCUGGAGGUCCUACCGCACCUCACACAGCUACGCUCACUGGCUAUUAGAGGACACUGUUUCCAUGACGCCCAUGGUGACCCCCUCCCCGGCCUUCUCACCUCUCUUCCUCCCUCUCUCUCAUCCCUUUCUCUCCUCGUCCACCUGGACCUCUCCUUCAACCUCCUCUCCUCCUUCCCUCCUUGCCUCCUCACCCUCCCCCUCCUCUCCACCCUCCUCCUGGGUCACAACCACCUCACUGAUCUCCCUCCCUCCUUCGGUCCUCUCCCUGCCCUCCGCUACCUCUCUCUCCUGGGGAACUGUCUGGCCUCUCUCCCCCCCAGCCUGGGUCAGUUGAAGACACUCCACACCCUGGAUGUCUCCUAUAACCUCCUGGAGACAUUACCUGAGGAGAUCGGUGCGCUGGAGGAGCUGGUCAAACUGGAGCUGUCACACAACAGGCUAAAGAGGCUGCCUGAGACCAUGGGCUGUCUCCUGUCUCUCAGGGACCUGGUGAUCCACAGUAAUGACCUGCGUGUUCUCCCCGUCUGUCUCUGUCUGGACAAACUGGAUAAGUUAAAGGUAGAUGUAAGGAACAACCCCCUGGGAAGACCCCCUACCCCUCCACCACUACCACCCACACCUGGCCAGGUGGAAACACGCAUUCCAGAGUUACACCUUGGACCGAAGCGACACAGGUUCUGUGUGUCGUCUGCUGGUUGUCAUGUGUUCCUCCCAGGGGGAGCGGAGCUACUGUUUCCCUCGGGUUGCCUAGCGACGACCACCACGCUGCAGUGGGCGGAGCGUAGGCCAGACAGGAAAUGGGUGUGGCUAGAGGAGCAUGACUUCCUGCUGAGUCGACCACUGGAACUCCUCCCACACGGGAUCUCCUUUUUAAAGCCAGUGGAGGUGUGUGUACCGUACCACCGGUCCAGGAAAGGGGAGGUGGUUGUGAGGAGGUUUGAUGGACAGCAGUGGAGUACACUAUCCACUGAGACCAGAAGGGGCAGUAUAGGACACAGCAGUCACCCCGGAGGCCGACCUGCCAGGCUGGCCUGCGUCUCAGUGAGACAGUUCUCCUGGUUUGUGGCAGUUGGUCGUCCAGUCAGGGACAGUUGCUCUGUGACACCAGAGGGGGCGCUGUUGGUCUCACGUUCAGACGCAGGCAUCAAACUGACCUUCCCCCCGGACUGCACUGUUCAGACCCGCACCAUCACUCUACAGGUGCUACAGGUGUCUGUCACUGAGGUCCAGACGUUGUUUGGAGACCCUCAGGCCAGAGUCAGUCCCCUCCUCUGUCUCUUUCAAGACCCCAGCAUCCAAUUCCUCCAGCCAAUCAAGGUGCAGGUCCCGCUGCCAACUGGACUCACUGGUCAUACAGUAGACCUGUCCUGUCUCCACCUGCUUCAUGGAGACCCCAGCGCCCACACCUGGACAGACAUAACCUCACAGGUGUCCCUGUACGUCACACAGCUCUACGCCAUCUUCUACAUCACUCACUUCUCCUGGUACUGGCUGUGGUACACUACCCAGCGCUGUGUUAGCGGGGUGGUCCGUAGGGUUUACCAGAGACUGAAGCAGUUUCAGGUCCAGUUCCUGGUGCUACAGAGGAGAACAGACCCCAAACAGGUUCUGCUACAGUGCCUGCCUGCUGACAAGGUGGACAACAGAGUACAGUCUCUGUCAGAGCAGUACGAUGGCCCACAACCCUCAGACCUCUGUGACCUGUUGGAGGGAGAGCAGUUCUUCGCUGGCUUCGAGAGGGGCCUAGACGUCAGCGCAGAUAGACCAGACUGUGCGGAAGGGAGACUGUCGUUUGUGUUCUACUCUCGGUUGAAGAAUCUCAAAGAGGUGUACGUCUGUCCAACACAGAAGCAGGAGGGGUCAAUCAGGGGCCAGGUGUCUUUCUAUCGAGGGGAGGUUCCCAGUGACAUACCACAGGAAGUGGCCAGGAAAAGGAAAGGACACGACAGCCAAUGGCUGGCCACCUUACCACUCAGACUUCCUGGCCUAAACUCAGAGGGUGGUAGUAAUGGUAUGGACUGGGAGCAGCCUCAGUACCCUCCGCUGAACCUGGGCGACCCAGAAAGCGGGUACCUGACUGAGGCUAACCUGCUGGCCAUCUCCCUGCAGAUCGGACAGGACUGGAGGUCCAUUGGCAUCAACCUGGGAAUCAGCUACCAGGAGCUGGACCGCAUGCAGUACAAAUACAGAGACAACCUAGGGGCCGUGGUGUUGGAGAUGCUGUUCCACUGGGCCCGGGGUCAGCAGCAGGAGGGUGUUGGGUUGCGUCCCGCUGGAGGUCCAGGCCAGCAGGGUAUUGGUGCAGUGCCCAGGUUGAUAAAUGCCAUGGUGGAGAGUGGCAGGAGGGACCUGGCUGAGGAGAUUAAUGACAUAGUGAGGCUAGGAACCCGGAAGUAUAAUGAGUCACUGAGGAGGGUGGGCCUAGAAGAGGAAGAGAAGAGGCCUUCAACAGACGCAGAUCCCUCACCUUCACACUGAACCAACUGACAGAGGGAGUAUAGAGAGUCACUGAGGAGAGUGAGGUUACAGGAAGAGACCACCUCACCUUCACACUGAACCAACUGACAGAGGGAGUAUAGAGAGUCACUGAGGAGAGUGAGGUUACAGGAAGAGACCACCUCACCUUCACACUGAACCAACUGACAGAGGGAGUAUAGAGUCACUGAGGAGAGUGAGGUUACAGGAAGAGACCACCUCACCUUCACACUGAACCAACUGACAGAGGGAGUAUAGAGAGUCACUGAGGAGAGUGAGGUUACAGGAAGAGACCACCUCACCUUCACACUGAACCAACUGACAGAGGGAGUAUAGAGUCACUGAGGAGAGUGAGGUUACAGGAAGAGACCACCUCACCUUCACACUGAACCAACUGACAGAGGGAGUAUAGAGAGUCACUGAGGAGAGUGAGGUUACAGGAAGAGACCACCUCACCUUCACACUGAACCAACUGACAGAGGGAGUAUAGAGAGUCACUGAGGAGAGUGAGGUUACAGGAAGAGACCACCUCACCUUCACACUGAACCAACUGACAGAGGGAGUAUAGAGAGUCACUGAGGAGAGUGAGGUUACAGGAAGAGACCACCUCAUCUUCACACUGAGGAGAGUGAGAUUACAGGAAGAGACCACCUCAUCUUCACACGGAGGAGAGUGAGAUUACAGGAAGAGACCACCUCAUCUUCACACUGAGGAGAGUGAGAUUACAGGAAGAGACCACCUCAUCUUCACACGGAGGAGAGUGAGAUUACAGGAAGAGGAGAUGACUGAACUCAUCCCUUCAUUCUGAAGCAGUAGACUGAACUCAUCCCUUCAUUCUGAAGCAGUAGACUGAACUCAUCCCUUCAUUCUGAAGCAGUAGACUGAACUCAUCCCUUCAUUCUGAAGCAGUAGACUGAACUCAUCCCUUCAUUCUGAAGCAGUAGACUGAACUCAUCCCUUUAUUCUGAAGCAGUAGACUGAACUCAUCCCUUUAUUCUGAAGCAGUAGACUGAACUCAUCCCUUCAUUCUGAAGCAGUAGACUGAACUCAUCCCUUUAUUCUGAAGCAGUAGACUGAACUCAUCCCUUUAUUCUGAAGCAGUAGACUGAACUCAUCCCUUCAUUCUGAAGCAGUAGACUGAACUCAUCCCUUCUUUCUGAAGCAGUAGACUGAACUCUGGGGUUCAAACACUGGGGUUUAAAGUAACUGUUUCUAUGAAAUGUGAUCUAUAAUUAAUUACGAUAUGAGUGAAAUAGUCUUCCUUCUAAAUAGUCUUCUUUAAAUGUGUUAAAAAGCAACUUUUCUGUGUUGUAAUAGUGUGGCCGUAUAUGGUCUUUGAAAAUAUUCACGCAAGUAGACCGCUGAUUGGAUAUAGCAAGCUUUUUUCUUUAAACUUUCUCCAUUUAGAUACAAGUGUGAGGUAAGGUUUUUAAAGUGUUUUGUCUCCAAUUUAUGCUCUGGCCACAAAUACAAGUAUAGGAUAAGUCAACAACAUUAUUUGGGUUUGAGCUAACAGAAUAUGAACUUUUAAAUGUGAGAUUUUCACUGGACAGUUACUUGAAGCCCUUGGAAAGCCUCAGGCCGGACCAGCCGGAUCUGCAGUGGAAAGCCUCAGGCCGGACCAGCCGGAUCUGCGGUGAAAAGCCUCAGGCCGGACCGACUGGUUCUGCAGGGGAAAGCCUCAGGCCGGACCGACUGGUUCUGCAGGGGAAAGCCUCAGGCCGGACCGACUGGUUCUGCAGGGGAAAGCCUCAGGCCGGACCGACUGGUUCUGCGGUGGAAAAACCAUCCACUGUAGAGACUGAGCUGAGAACCAUCAGCUGUAGAGAGACAUGGACAGACUGAGCUGAGAACCAUCAGCUGUAGAGAGACAUGGACAGACUGAGCUGAGAACCAUCAGCUGUAGAGAGACAUGAUCAGACUGAGCUGAGAACCAUCAGCUGUAGAGAGACAUGGACAGACUGAGCUGAGAACCAUCAGCUGUAGAGAGACAUGAUCAGACUGAGCUGAGAACCAUCAGCUGUAGAGAGACAUGAUCAGACUGAGCUGAGAACCAUCAACUAUAGAGAGACAUGGACAGACUGGACCCUGAACUAUUUCAGUUGUGUGUUCCAGUCUUGCUCAGCUGCAGAGAUGGUGGGCUCCACACUAGGUACAGAUGGCCGUCUUACACUUGACUAACUUGGACACCCGCCGCCGUGUGUGGUGCGGUCUGGAUAGUGUGUACCACAACCCAGCCGCCAGCCAUUCAGCUGCUCUAAUGGUGGCUGUUAGAACUGUGGCACAGAGGAGAAGGAAAACAACAUAUGCAGCUGACAGGGUUUGGGUCCAUUUCAAUUCAAGAAGCACACUGAAAUUCUAAUUCUCUUUUUAGGUUUUUGAAUUAGGGAAAUGUGGAAUUUGAAUUUGGUUUACUUUCUGAAUUGAAAUGAAAUUGAUCCCAACCCUGUUUGUUGGACUGGUGUCCUAUUCAAAUCCUAGCACCUCUUUAUUGGACAAUGUGUUCUUGACUUGCUGAUAAAACAGACAGAUGAAGGAAUGGACUCGUCGCUCUUUGUGUUCUUGUCCUGUUAUUUGUGGCAUCAUUGCUGUCAGAUAUACAAUAUACACCUGUUGAAAUCACCAGAGGAGGUCUUCGUAAACCUCAUGUUGCCUCUGAGCUGAAUUCUGAAGUGAUUCAUUUGUGAUGUUAUGAUUUGCCUAAGAUGUUAUGAUACAGUGCACAAACUAUUCAUUCCCUUGUCAAACUAUUCAUUCCCUUGUCAAACUAUUCAUUCCCUUGUCAAACUGUUCAUUCCCUUGUCAAACUGUUCAUUCCCUUGUCAAACUAUUCAUUCCCUUGUCAAACUAUUCAUUCCCUUGUCACACUAUUCAUUCCCUUGUCAAACUAUUCAUUCCCUUGUCAAACUAUUCAUUCCCUUGUCAAACUAUUCAUUCCCUUGUCACACUAUUCAUUCCCUUGUCAAACUGUUCAUUCCCUUGUCAAACUGUUCAUUCCCUUGUCAAACUGUUCAUUCCCUUGUCAAACUAUUCAACCCCUUGUCAAACUAUUCAACCCCUUGCUGUUUUUUCCACCUGUUUUGUUGCAUUACAACCUGUAAUUUAAAUGGAUUUGUGUUUGUUAUGGACAAAAUAGUCCAAAUUAGUGAAAUGAAAAAAAAUAACUUGUUUCAAAGAAUUCUAAAAUAUGAAAAACGAAAAAGUGGUACGUGCAUAUGUAUGUACUGUCUGUCUGUCUGUCUGUCUGUCUGUCUGUCUGUCUGUCUGUCUGUCUGUCUGUCUGUCUGUCUGUCUGUCUGUCUGUCUGUCUGUCUGUCUGU
This is a messenger RNA of Oncorhynchus gorbuscha (pink salmon), 6773 nucleotides long. It is a transcript of the gene pidd1, whose product is annotated as p53-induced death domain protein 1. Gene Ontology annotation, biological process: signal transduction; DNA damage response; apoptotic process. The transcript is spliced from 16 exons. NCBI's taxonomy places the organism in Eukaryota, Metazoa, Chordata, Actinopteri, Salmoniformes, Salmonidae. Gene Ontology annotation, molecular function: protein binding. The record is from RefSeq and is a predicted model, not a curated record. The coding region runs from base 262 to 3456 and encodes 1064 amino acids.